UAUGAGUGACAUCCCGCACAGCCAAUCAGCUUGUAAGCCAGGCACAAAGGCGGGACUUCCUGUACAGUACUCCAACAUGGCGGAGAGGUCGCGUUACUGAGAGUGCAGUUUAAGCCCCCAGAGAAGUUCGCGGAGUUGGUGUACAUUUCAGCCGCAAAGAGUGCAUCUGUAAGCGGAUUGUCGCGUGUGGACUGCUGCUAUCGGAUUACGGACAUGAAGGGGAAAGAGCGUUCGCCGGUGAAAAAACGCUCCCGGGCGCCAGAGGAUAGUAGAGACCGAGGAGGGAGUCACCCAAGCGGGAAGAAGCCCGGAUCGCUGUCGACGGUUGGUAGCAACAGCAGCAACGGCUCCGGUCAGAGCGGAGCUUCUUCCAGGAGAAGUUUACACAGCGAGAAAAGAGACGCGAGGGAAAUGGACGGACACAACUCCUUUAGCCGGAACGGCAGCAGCACCAGCGGCGGCGGCGGCUACGACUACAGAGUCAUGUCGGCGAACAAGCCGCACGUUGUCGCUGACGUCUCCGGGGAAGCACCGAGGUCCUCUUCACGCAGCGACCCGCGGCCUCCGCUGAACCCAGAGAGUGAGUACAAGACUCUUAAAAUAAGUGAGCUGGGCUCCGAGCUGAACGACGAGGACAUAGAGGACGGACUGUUUCACGAGUUCAAGAGGUUCGGGGACGUGAGUAUCAAAAUAAGUCGAGAAAACGACCAGAGGGUGGCGUUUGUGAACUUCAGGAGGCCCGAUGACGCCCGGGCGGCUAAACACGCCCGCGGUAAGCUGGUGCUGUACGACCGCCCUCUCAAAAUAGAGACAGUUUAUAUGAACAGACGUAGAAGUCGCUCCCCUGUUUCAAAAGACAAUUUCCCCACAGGACACAGACAUGUCCCCUCUCAGAGACAGCUGUCUCCCACUGGUUUGGGGUACAGAGACUACCGGCUCCAACAGCUGGCCCUGGGUCGUCUCCCUGCUCCUCCUCCUCCCCCUCCCCCUCCUCCCCCUCCAGCACCACCUCAUAUUAGAAACCUGGAACGAGAGAGAGACUUUUCUAUGUAUGAGGCCAGAAACCGGCCACAUUUUGUCCCCGAAUGUGCUGUUUUCCGUGAUGAGGACGCUGUAAUGCCUGAGGAUGACCAGAGGGCCAACCGGACUUUGUUUCUGGGCAACCUGGACAUCAGCGUGACAGAGAGUGACCUGAGGAGGGUGUUUGAUAGGUUCGGGGUGAUUACAGAGGUGGACAUAAAGAGGGCAGCGCGAGGACAGAGCAACACCUAUGGAUUCAUCAAGUUUGAGAACCUUGACAUGGCUCAUCGCGCCAAAUUAGCAAUGUCGGGGAAAAUUGUGGGCCACAGCCCGAUUAAAAUUGGCUAUGGGAAACCCACACCCACGACCAGGCUGUGGGUGGGGGGGCUCGGACCCUGGGUUCCACUUGCUGCACUGGCUAAGGAGUUUGAUCGCUUUGGAACCAUCAGAACUAUAGACUACAGGAAAGGUGAGGCGUGGGCUUACAUCCAGUAUGAAAGUUUGGACGCUGCUCAGGCUGCUUGUACUCACAUGAGGGGCUUCCCUCUCGGCGGCCCUGACAGGAGACUCAGGGUGGACUUUGCAGACACAGAGCACCGCUACCAGCAGCAACAGUUUGUGCAGCUUCCCCUCCCACUGCCACACUAUGACUUAGUCCCAGAGCCCUUUGCCCACUGUUUGACUGACCCAGUGAGAGUCAGAGAGAGAUCCCCUCCCCUCCCUCCUCACUUCAGAGACAGAGAUCUGUACCCACCAGCCGAAUGGGCUGGCCUGGGUGUCCACGACAGGAUCCGUGGAGCAGGCUUUGAUCCCGUAGAUCGCCUGGAGAGGCGUCUGCGUGAGCCCUGGUCAGUAGAGCACGAGCGGGAGUUACAAAACAGAGAUCUGAGCCGCAAAAGGAGACAAGUGGGUGAUGGCUGGUGGCUGGAGCGUUCACCUGACAGCAGUGACUAUGGUCUGCCCCGUCACGUCAGCUCACUAGAGCGGAGCCCUGGAGGCAGCAGUCGAGAUGGGGUGCGGUACAGUGACCUUGAGCGCCUGCCUCGCCCCGGAAGACCCUCCCCCAUCAGAGAGCAGCAAAACAGUAAAGACGGUGGCUUUGGAGAUAAGAGAAGGAGAACACUUAGCCCAACUGGGCCGAGCCCAGACAAGGACCACAAACGCAAAGCCAGUGACUCCUCUAAGAGCCCAGCAAAGAAGGAGGACCGUGCUGAACAACCUUCCUCCUCCUCAAAGUCUAACCAGCAGUGCAAGGCAGCAACAGGAGGACAAAAGCUAAGUCAGGUCUGGCAGGGCACCCUCCUACUGAAGAACAGCAGCUUUCCUACAUCACUGCACCUGCUGGAGGGGGACGUGUCAGUGGCUACCAGUCUUCUGGUGGACGGCUCUACAGGCGGUCAAGUGUCCCAGCUAAAGAUCAGCCAGCGCCUGCGCUUGGACCAGCCGAAGCUGGAUGAGGUCUCUCGUCGCAUUAAGGCCAACAGCUCCAGUGGAUACUGCAUCCUGCUGGCCAUGCCUGGAAAGGAAGAAGAGGCCCAGGACACCGGCAGCUCUAUGGAGAGACCACUGAAGAACCUGGUGUCCUACCUGAUGCAGAAGGAGGCGGCGGGCAUCAUCAGCCUCCCAGUGGGGGGCAACCGCGACAAAGAUCACGCAGGAGUCCUUCACACUUUCCCCCCUUGCGAUUUCUCAAAGCAGUUCUUGGAUGCCUCUGCCAAAGCCUUUACCAAAGCAGAGGAUGACUAUAUGGUGGUGAUCAUUAUCAGAGGAGCAGCAUGAAAAAAAAUGAAAAAAAGUGCCAAUUAUGCAAUGUGUCUUUUGUGAACUGUUGAACUGUGAAUUGGGGAAAAACAGGGGAAGUUCUUGCAUUGGAGCCUGCGUCUAAUCCUUUUAAAGGUUUAUAGAAAUGUAAGCCACAUUGAAUUUAACACAUUUUUUGCUAAAUUAAUUUCCUUGAUAAUUAAAUAAUUUGAGGUCACAUGCCACAUUUGUGUGCUACUUAGUCGUCAGGUAAAUGUAAAUUACUUGAAGGGGUACUCUGCUGAAAGAGAAAGUCACAGUCAUUCAUUCAUUCGAUUCUUUUAUAUAAUUUAAUCCAUUGGCAAAUGAUAAGAAACUAAAUAAGAAAACAGCAUUUAGUUUGUAGUAAUAUGAUGCUUGCAGUGCAGAUGGUCUACCACAAAAUGAUGUUUUUUUCUUGCUUGAGGAAAAGGAUCUAUUUGCUCUAAAGCUUUACCCAAUUGUCAAAGUAUGCAAAUUGCUGUUUUUGUCAGGUUUGGCAACUUCUACUAAAAGUUAGACUUUUUUGUUUUUAAUUUUUGAACAGCAGAAUAAUCAUAUUUGUCAGCCUGGUUUCUGGUGGUUUUGAAAUACUUCAUCAACAUUAGAAGAUUCAGUGUACAAUACAUUGCAGUUAUGUCACUGUCACAUCUACAGGUUUAUGAGACGUCCUCAGUCAAAUGAAUGCAGUUAUUCCUGUGUGUGUGUGUGUGUGUUCUUUUUUUUUUUUUGACUAAGCAACCAUUUGCACGAUUAGUGGACACAAGUAGCAAGAACCUGUUCAUUGUAAUGCAUUUUCAGGUCAGUCUUCUUUUCUGGGAAUCUGGUCUCUGUAAAAGGUUUAAUUCCAUUCUUUAAACGACAAAGAAGAGAGUUUUCAACUGUUUAUUUUUGACUCCAUGCUUAACACGUGUCUACAUUGGGCUGCAUUUUAAUUUGAGAUAAUAUACUGGACUAUUCUCUUUAAUCCUUUGUUACAAAGAAGAGCAAAAAAUGGAACCAUCAAAAAUGUUUUCCUUAAAUUGACGUUGAUAUAUACAAAAGAAAUACAGAUUAAUUUCCUGUUGGUCAACAGUUUAAGAAAGUCACUUUAGUAUUUACAAAAUCGAACAUCUCAAAGCUUUGCUGUGUUUAAUAAAUAUAAAUAAUAAAUUGCAGCCAGGUCCCUUAUUUUGAAGGGCAGUCUAUGAAUACAGGGGUUCCCUCUGCUUGUGUCCUUUCCCUUUGUUUCAGUCGCGUCACGUUUCAUUUGGAUAAACUGUGGGUUCAUUUCGACUGUAAAUCUUUGUUGUAUGUACUGUUAAAGAAAACAUGAUGUGACCUAUAAAUGAAGAGUCGUAUGUACGCCAUAACCAAUCAGACGUCAAUCAUUAGAACACCGUGCUAUGAUCUCAGUGGACUCUUGUGUUACACCACCUUCCUCUGAUAUUGAUUUAUUCAUGAUUGCUGUGUUUCAAAUGGAAGAAAAAGAAAUGUUUGUUUUUUUGUGCUGUAAACUCAGGAUAUCUGGAGAGAGAAAUGGAGAACAUCGGUGCUCGUGGGCCUAAGACGUAAACCUAACUGUCAGAAAAAAAACACACAAAGUGCAACAUGCACUUGAUAGAUUUUGUCUCAAUAAAUUUACUCUUUCGUGGGAAACACAA
Solea solea (common sole) is the source of this 4442-nucleotide messenger RNA. Its product is annotated as RNA-binding protein 15-like. The coding region runs from base 214 to 2799 and encodes 861 amino acids. Gene Ontology annotation, cellular component: nucleus. Gene Ontology annotation, molecular function: mRNA binding. NCBI's taxonomy places the organism in Eukaryota, Metazoa, Chordata, Actinopteri, Pleuronectiformes, Soleidae. The transcript has a single exon. The record is from RefSeq and is a predicted model, not a curated record. Gene Ontology annotation, biological process: regulation of alternative mRNA splicing, via spliceosome.